This is a messenger RNA of Sphenostylis stenocarpa, 687 nucleotides long. NCBI's taxonomy places the organism in Eukaryota, Viridiplantae, Streptophyta, Magnoliopsida, Fabales, Fabaceae. The record is from the annotation of a GenBank genome assembly.
AUGCGACGCUCUUCUGCUUCCAAAAAGACGGGUCAAUCCAAUUCCACUUCCACCGCCGCCGAUCUCUUCCGCUCCGCUUCAAGCAAGGCAAGCACGAAGGAAUCUGAACGAAUUGAUAAUCUAUUUUAUUCAUAUGCUAAUGGGUCUACUGCGAUGAUUGACCCAGAGGGAAUUGAAACACUUUGUGCUGAUAUGGAGGUGGAUCAUACAGAUGUGAGGGUUUUGAUGCUUGCAUGGAAAAUGAAAGCUGAGGAGCAAGGGUAUUUUACCUUGGACGAGUGGAGGAGAGGCUUAAAAGCAUUAAGGGCCGAUACUGUAAGUAAAUUGAAGAAGGCACUUCCAGACCUAGAAAAAGAGGUCAGGAGGCCAUCAAACUUUGCAGAUUUCUAUUCAUAUGCUUUCCAAUAUUGUUUAACAGAGGAGAAACAGAAAAGCAUUGAUAUAGAGAGCAUUUGUGAGUUACUUACUCUUGUUUUGGGUUCAACGUUUCCGCCGCAAGUAAACUUAUUUGUGGAAUAUUUGAAGACUCAAAAUGAUUACAAGGUCAUAAACAUGGAUCAAUGGAUGGGAUUUUUCCGCUUUUGCAACGAGAUAAGUUUUCCAACCCUUAAUGACUAUGAUCCUGAGCUUGCAUGGCCCUUGAUCCUGGACAAUUUCGUUGAAUGGAUUAGAGAAAAGCAAAUAUAA